Hyaloscypha bicolor E is the source of this 888-nucleotide messenger RNA. RefSeq lists its product as uncharacterized. The transcript is spliced from 4 exons. The coding region runs from base 1 to 888 and encodes 295 amino acids. The record is from RefSeq and is a predicted model, not a curated record. Lineage: Eukaryota; Fungi; Ascomycota; Leotiomycetes; Helotiales; Hyaloscyphaceae.
AUGCUGCCAAAUGCUUACUAUCUGACUGAAUUUGGCACGGAACCCCGUCGAUUACUCAUUGAAAUUACUAGAUACCACAAUAGUCUUGCAAUUAUUAUCCCAGACGGCGCUUUAGCUUAUGAAAACUAUAACCUUAAUAAACGAGGUCAUAAUGCCCGUAAAUACAAGGAUCCAAAGAACGAAGCCUUACGCCCACAAGUUAAGAAGGAUGCUAACGGAAACCUUCUUAAUAGAAAGAGCUAUAGACGAUGCGGUUCCACAAAGCACCUCAAAUUCGAGAUUAGCGGCUACAAGAAAUGUAACUCCUGUAUUCCAAUAAACAAGCUCCAAGAGGACAUAAUAAUCAACUACGUCAAGCAAUUAUCCUAUAAGGAUAUACCUGCUAUUCCCGAAAAGGUAGAACGUCUUGAGAUCACAGACAUGUCAUUCUAUUACUCUCCUCGCGGUACAGAGGAUUUUAAUAGUAAGAAGGACUCUAUUAAAGCCAUCUUUAUAAUCCCGGCACGCGAGGAAGGUCUCUUUGCUUCUCCCUUUGGUAGUGAGCAAGAGAAGAAGACCGGAAAGCAAUAUGUCACUUGGUUUGAGCAAGCUCAGUUCUCUUCUUUUAACCAAGAGGCUAGCAGAGGCUAUACCUAUGUCCCUGAAUUCGACGUCCGCUCAAUCACUAAUGCGAAGGCAUUUGAGGACCGUCAUGUAGCCCGUGAAUUCGAAAUUGAGGAUGAACCUGAGGAAGUUGAAGCUGAGGAAGAAGUUGAAGGACAAGGCAAUGGCUGGGGACAAGCUGUUCAGGAUGGACAGGAGACUGGAGCUGUUCAGGAUGAAGGAAAGGAGACUACUAGUAGUUGGGGACAGACUGGAGCUAGCGAAGGAACGGGAACAGGAUGGUAG